Messenger RNA from Rhododendron vialii, 1950 nucleotides. RefSeq names its product protein DAMAGED DNA-BINDING 2. NCBI's taxonomy places the organism in Eukaryota, Viridiplantae, Streptophyta, Magnoliopsida, Ericales, Ericaceae. The record is from RefSeq and is a predicted model, not a curated record. Bases 69 to 1727 code for a protein of 552 amino acids. Gene Ontology annotation, molecular function: protein binding; damaged DNA binding. Gene Ontology annotation, biological process: response to UV; DNA repair. The transcript has 11 exons. Gene Ontology annotation, cellular component: Cul4-RING E3 ubiquitin ligase complex; nucleus.
UUAAUUCGUCACCCGUUCAUUCCCUUUUCACCAUUUCUCCGAAACAGCAGACUUCCCAGUUCUCGAAAAUGCCCCCUCAAACCAGAAGAACGUCGUUCCCGACCGUGGUCAUUGAGAGAGACACCGACUCCGAAGAAAGUUCGUCGGACGAAGAAGAAGAGGAAGAGGACGACGUCGUAGAGGCGGAAGAGGUUGAAAAUGGGGAAGCAGUUGAAGAGGAACCGGUGGCGAAGAAGAGAGAGAAAGUUCCGAUCACUAUCAGUCUCAAGAAAGUCUGCAAAGUGUGUAAGAGAACGGGUCAUGAAGCGGGAUUCAAGGGGGCUACGUACAUUGAUUGCCCAAUGAAACCAUGUUUUCUCUGCAAAAUGCCUGGCCACACAACAAUGAACUGUCCACAUCGGGUUGCUACUGAGCAUGGGGUAAUCCCAGCACCCCAUAGAAACGCUCAUAAUUCUAUGGAGUACGUCUUUGAACGCCAGAUUAGGCCCAGUGUCUCCAAAAUCAAGCCAGCUUUUGUGGUUCCAGAUCAAGUGCAUUGCGGGGUUAUCAGAUACCAUAGUAGAAGAGUGACAUGUUUGGAGUUCCAUCCAACAAAUAAUAACAUUUUGUUAUCUGGAGAUAAGAAAGGACAACUUGGAGUUUGGGACUUUGGUAAAGUGCAUGAAAAGAUAGUUUAUGGGAACAUCCAUGGUUGCAUACUCAACAAUAUGAAGUUCAACCCCGCAAAUGAUGGAACAGUAUAUGCUGCAUCUUCAGAUGGAACCAUAAGUUGCACCGAUUUGGAGACUGGAAUUUCGUUAUCGUUGAUGAACCUUAAUCCUAAUGGUUGGCAGGGCCCUAGCAGUUGGAGAAUGCUUUAUGGCUUGGAUGUCAAUCCAGAGAAAAGUCUUGUGCUUGUUGCAGAUAAUGUUGGACUUCUUUACUUGGUUGACAUGCGUUCCAACAGUAAAGUAGGGGAGGCCACCUUGAUUCAUAAGAAAGGAAGCAAAGUUGUGGGGCUACACUGCAAUCCUGUUCAGCCGGAUCUUCUUUUGAGCUGUGGAAACGAUCAUUUUGCUCGUAUUUGGGACAUGCGUCAAUUAAAAGCUGGAUCGUCGCUUUACAAUCUUGCACACAAACGUGUUGUUAACUCUGCAUAUUUUUCACCACAAAGUGGCAGCAAGAUACUUACCACAUCACAGGACAACCGCUUGCGAGUAUGGGAUUCUAUCUUCGGCAAUUUGGACUCCCCAAGUCGAGAAAUAGUACAUAGUCACGAUUUCAAUCGACAUUUGACACCUUUUCGUGCGGAAUGGGAUCCAAAGGACCCAUCAGAGUCCCUCGUGGUUAUUGGACGCUACAUUAGUGAAAACUAUAAUGGGGCUGCUUUGCAUCCCAUUGAUUUUAUAGACAUAAGCAACGGGCAACUUAUUGCAGAGAUCACUGAACCAAACAUUACAACUAUCAGUCCUGUGAACAAGCUACAUCCACGAGAUGACGUUUUGGCAUCUGGUAGUUCAAGGUCUCUUUUUAUUUGGAGACCAAAAGAGGAGUCUGAGAUUGUGCAAGAGAAGGAUGAAAAGAAGAUUAUUGUUUGUGGUGGAAAGGCUGAAAAGAAACUCAACAAGAAGUUUGCGGGCGAAAGUGAUGAUUCUGACGAUGACCUUUCCACACUCAAGAGUAAGAACUCCAAGCCUGGAAAAGCUGCACCAAAAACAUCUCGUUAUAGCAUUAAGGGCAAGCGGUAAAAAUAUAUCGCGGUCUUCCUGUAAAGACGAACUGAAGUUUACCAUACAGUCCUGUAAUAGUAGUUUUUUGAGCUGGUAAUGGGUGGUUUUCAUAGGCCAAUCUUGGUUAUACUGUUCGCCCUUCCUCCGUCGGGCUGCAGACUAACACCACUUUGGUCUUCAGUGAUUUUUGUAUCGAACCAGGAUGCGCGUUUUUUGUAAAAUAUUUAUGUUUGGUCUGUUA